AAGCCAUUCACCAUCUCAUCACCAGCAUUUUGAUCUGUCUUGUGUGUGACCACCCAUUAAAAUUUCAUUACACUUUUUUAUUAUUCUACUUCGAAAAACAAGAGAAAAAAUAACUCAAACCCAAAAUAAAUAAAAGUCAACUUAAAAUUAAGUGAAAAUCCAAUUGUUAUUAAUUCAAAAACUCUCAAAGCAAUUGAUACAAAGAAAACCCCAAGCAAAUAAAUUCCACAUAAAACACAAAUAGACACGAAAAAACGCUGUGAUAUCUUUUUUUUGGAAAGGAAAAUCAAGAACCCCGAGAACUUUAAAAAAUGACGGAACUACAAAUGGAUUGUGCCCUCGACCUAAUGCGUCGUUUGCCACCCCAGCAAAUCGAGAAGAAUCUCAUUGAUCUGAUCGAUCUGGCUCCAGAUCUCUGCGAGGAUCUCCUCUCGUCCGUCGAUCAGCCCCUGAAGAUUGCCAAAGACAAAGAAGUUGGCAAAGACUAUUUGUUGUGUGAUUACAAUCGCGAUGGUGACUCCUACCGUUCCCCAUGGUCCAACACAUACGAUCCCCCACUCGAAGAUGGCCAAAUGCCAUCCGAAAGACUACGCAAACUCGAGAUCGAAGCCAACUACGCCUUCGAUCAAUACCGUGAGAUGUACUACGAAGGUGGUGUAUCCUCAGUGUAUCUCUGGGAUCUCGACCAUGGUUUUGCAGCGGUGAUUUUAAUUAAAAAAGCUGGCGAUGGAAGCAAGAAAAUCCGUGGCUGCUGGGAUUCGAUUCAUGUUGUGGAGGUGCAAGAGAAAACGACUGGUCGAACAGCACACUACAAAUUAACUUCGACAGCCAUGCUGUGGUUGCAGACAAACAAACAAGGUUCGGGCACAAUGAACUUGGGAGGCUCUCUAACCCGUCAACAGGAGCAAGACGCCAAUGUGAGUGAUUCGUCACCGCACAUCGCCAACAUCGGAAGAAUGGUCGAGGAGAUGGAGAACAAAAUUCGCAACACCCUAAAUGAGAUUUACUUUGGCAAGACAAAAGACAUUGUCAACGGACUGCGAAGCGUUCAGUCCCUAUCCGACCAGCGAGCGCAAGCUGCGAUGAAGAAGGAUCUUGCCACAGCAAUUCUACGUCGCAGUGUUAAGCCUGAGACGAACUGAGAAGAGGGACAAGACGACGAAUCCGAGGACACACAUCAACAAGAAGAGAAUUAUGACAAUUUCUAAGAAAAACAAAAACCGCCGCCGCCACCGCCUCCCUCUCUCAGUCGUCCUGAAUCCAACAAAAUUAAAAAAAAAAGAAAAAACAACCAGUUCCAGCGCUAAGUCUCUUUAAUUUAAAUCAAUCAAAAAAUAAAUAAAACCACAAAACUGAACCCUACUAUAAAAUAAUUAAAUAAAAUAAAAUUAAAUUAAAUAAAA
This is a messenger RNA of Eupeodes corollae, 1403 nucleotides long. It is a transcript of the gene cpb, whose product is annotated as F-actin-capping protein subunit beta. The transcript has 2 exons. The record is from RefSeq and is a predicted model, not a curated record. Bases 312 to 1142 code for a protein of 276 amino acids. Gene Ontology annotation, biological process: actin cytoskeleton organization; negative regulation of filopodium assembly; barbed-end actin filament capping. NCBI's taxonomy places the organism in Eukaryota, Metazoa, Arthropoda, Insecta, Diptera, Syrphidae. Gene Ontology annotation, cellular component: F-actin capping protein complex; cytoplasm. Gene Ontology annotation, molecular function: actin filament binding.